Eremothecium cymbalariae DBVPG#7215 is the source of this 702-nucleotide messenger RNA. RefSeq names its product imidazoleglycerol-phosphate dehydratase HIS3 (gene HIS3). Bases 1 to 702 code for a protein of 233 amino acids. Lineage: Eukaryota; Fungi; Ascomycota; Saccharomycetes; Saccharomycetales; Saccharomycetaceae. Gene Ontology annotation, molecular function: imidazoleglycerol-phosphate dehydratase activity. Gene Ontology annotation, biological process: L-histidine biosynthetic process. The record is from RefSeq and is a predicted model, not a curated record. The transcript has a single exon.
AUGCUGAGUAUAUGUUCAAAGGGUAUUGAUAGGAUGUCUGAAGAACGUAGAGCAUUUAUAGAAAGGGUUACGAAUGAAACAAGAAUUCAGAUCGCUCUUUCGUUGGAUGGAGGCCAGAUAGGAAUUAAAGACUCCAUUUUAAGGAAUGCAGAUAAUAAUAAUCAAGUUGCCAAACAAGCAACUGGGUCUCAGGUUAUUGAUAUCCACACAGGUGUGGGUUUUCUCGACCAUAUGAUUCAUGCUCUUGUUAAACAUGCGGGAUGGUCGCUGGUUUUAGAGUGUGUUGGGGACUUACACAUCGAUGAUCAUCACACAACGGAGGAUUGCGGUAUAGCGUUAGGACAGGCUUUUAAGGAAGCUUUGGGAGCUGUACGUGGAAUAAAGCGGUUUGGGACAGGGUUCGCUCCUUUGGAUGAAGCAUUGAGCCGGGCAGUUGUUGAUAUAUCAAAUAGACCAUUUGCUGUGGUGGAUUUGGCUUUGAAAAGAGAAAGGAUCGGCGAUUUAUCAGCUGAAAUGAUUCCACAUUUCCUGGAGUCGUUUGCGGGAGCAGCGCACAUCACACUUCAUGUGGAUUGUUUGAAAGGCUUCAAUGAUCACCAUCGAAGCGAAAGCGCUUUCAAGGCCCUAGCAGUUGCGUUAAAAGAGGCUAUAUCCAGUAAUGGCACCAAUGACGUUCCCUCCACCAAAGGUGUGUUAAUUUAA